Macrobrachium nipponense is the source of this 3106-nucleotide messenger RNA. Its product is annotated as organic cation transporter protein-like. The record is from RefSeq and is a predicted model, not a curated record. Gene Ontology annotation, cellular component: membrane. Gene Ontology annotation, biological process: transmembrane transport. Gene Ontology annotation, molecular function: transmembrane transporter activity. The transcript has 12 exons. NCBI's taxonomy places the organism in Eukaryota, Metazoa, Arthropoda, Malacostraca, Decapoda, Palaemonidae. Bases 398 to 2278 code for a protein of 626 amino acids.
ACAACUCAGUGCAGCUCCAGACGUGAAAGAGCGAACAACAUUCCCUGCCCAGCAUACCCAGGGCUGGGUAUUAUCUAACCCUCUGGGGAUAAUUACGGGCGUCUUGAUGCAGGCUCAUUAGCGACGGGUGCCAAACCUCCCCUGCCCGAGUCCAUAUUGUUUCGUAACGGACUCUGCUUGUUGCGCGCAUGAGAGUGUACUACUGAAGAUAGAAUUCUAGUUCUAACAUCUCGUGCACUUGCUAAGCAGCACAUUUUCCUUGUCAUAAAGAGGAUAUAAACAUUAGAAUAUAAUACAAAGAAAACAGGACUGUGUAAAGUACAGGCAUUCUGAAAUGACCGAAACAAAGUAAGGAAAAAAGUGAGUCAAGAGCAGCGAAAAAAAAAGGUGAAUCACAAUGCAAAAAGAAGAAAUAACGGUCGAGACGAGAAACAAUAUGACGAACAGGGAAGGAAAUUUCGGGCCGGAGGUCGUCCACUAUCGCAGAACCGAGGAGAUCUACGUCGAGAUGGGCGAAAGAGGAAAAAUGAAGAAGGCGAAUUUGAGACUUUACAAAGAGAGCGAAAGCACAGAAGGAGACGACGGGACAGCAAAGGAAAAUUACACGAGUGGACAACCAAUCACUUUCGAGAAACUACUGGAAGUGUCGGGCACCAACGGCCGCUGGAAAAUACUUAUUAUCGUUCUCUGCGCAUUCUCUGGGUUCCCUGUCCCCAUGAACGCGAUGUCUUAUCAGUUUCUUGGAGCUACUCCUGAACACUGGUGCCACCUGGAACCGCUCACUGAUGCUAACUGGACAACUGAACAAAUUCUCUCUUUAGCCAUUCCAAAGAGAAAUGGCUCAUCCCAAUAUGACGGCUGCAACAUGUACGACUACAAUUACACGUCAGCUGCGGAGAUGGGAUACGAAAAAGCGAUGCUGAAUUUGGAACGACUCGGAAAUUCUGGGGACGUCAAAAUAGUCCCCUGUAGCAAGAGAGAUUUUAAUCAUUCAGAAGAGGAGAGUAGCGUCGUCACAGAGUGGGACUUGGUAUGCGACCGUAGGGUGCUAUAUUCGACGACCGCCUCGGUCAACCAAAUCGGGUUGCUGGUCGGCAACGGCAUCUUCGGCUACCUCAUCGACGCCAUCGGCAGGAGACGAUCCGUCCUUUGGAGCUCCUUCCUGACGGUGAUCCUGAACCUGAUGGCGGCCGGUUCCCCAACUCUGGAGACCUACAUCAUAUUUCGGUUCCUCAUACAGGCGACGGAGGCGGGAGUCUAUAUGUCUUGCUUCGUGCUGGCGAUGGAGCUCUGCUCAGUACACGAACGAACGCAUCUCGGGGGUCUUUUCCCCAUACCCUGGGCAUUGGGGUACAUGGCACUGCCCAGUAUCUGCCUCUUGGUCCAGAAAUGGAGGAAGCUGCAAGUUGCUCUUUCUGUGCCCGCCUUCUUUUUUCUUGCUUAUUUCUGGUUGUUACCGGAAUCCCCCAGAUGGUUGAUUCUCCGCGGAAAGUACGCGGAGGCUCUCAAAGUCUUGAAGUGGGCAGCAACUUUCAACAGGAAAUGGCUGCCACCUGACGGACAGCUUUAUAGCGCCAUGCAGGACAUCGAGUUCGAGGAAUCGCAUCUAAUAGAAAUCCAAGAGAAGAAAGAACCAAUGAGCUGUCUGGAGGAGAUCAAAGUCAUCUUGAGGCACUGCACCAUCGUGUUCCAAGUUCCCGGCGUGAGAGGAAGGGCGGGAAUGAUAUUUUUCGUUUGGACGUUUGGCACAAUGAUCUACUACGGUCUUGGCUUGAACGCCAAUAACCUCAGCGUAGAUCCAUACAUGUACAUCUUCCUCGGCGGAGUUAUGGAGAUCGUCGCCUACAUCUCCCUGUGGCUGAUUCUGAUGUACACAGGACGCCGCAACACUUUGGCCAUACUCUUCCUCGUGUGUUCGGUGUCUGUCUCAACCGUAGGGAUCCUCAUGUUCAACUCUCCUGGAGUGCCAACAAACGCCAUCAUUUCCCUGUCACUAUGCGGAAAACUGUCCAGCACUGCAUCGCAUCAUCUGAUCUGGCUGAUGACGGCUGAACUAUUCCCUACGAAGUACCGUCCGCUCGUCAUAGGCCAAGCAGGAGUCUUCGGUAGAGCUGGCAGUACUUGCUCCACUUACAUCAAUGACAUUCUCGGAAGAGCAGCCAUCUGGGCGCCAUCGGCACUAUUCGGCGUGGCUUCUUUGACAUCAGCCAUAUUAGCCAUCUUCCUCCCAGAAACGAAGGACACGCACCUCCAGGAGACCAAUAAGUUUCACAAAUAAGCGGUAAGAGGUUGAUGACGUCAUUGGAAAGGCUGUAACUAUGCCACUGAAAGAUUUCAUCUUCGAGACGCGCGACUGAGGUACGACGAUUUCGAAGUUUCAAGUACGAAAAUUUCAGCUUCGAGACGCGUGACUGACUGAGGUACGACGACUGCGAAGUUUACAGUACGAAAAUUUCACAUUCGAGACGUGUGACUGAGAUACGACGACUGCGAAGUUUAUAGUACGAAGAUUUCAUCUUCAAGACGUGUGACUGAGAUACGACGACUGCGAAAUUUCAAGUACGGAAAUUUCGUCUUCGAGACGUGUGACUGACCUAGAUACGACGAUUGCAAAGUUUAUAGUACGAAAAUUUCAUUUUCAUUUUCGGGAUGUAGGACUGACUGAGGUACGACGACUGCGAAAUUUCAAGUACGGAAAUUUCAUCUUCGAGACGUGUGACUGACUUAGGUACGACGAUUGCGAAGUUUAUAGUACGAAAAUUUCAUUUUCGAGACGCGUGACUGAGGUAGGACGACUGCAAAAUUUAAAGUUCCCUGAAGGACUCGUUAAAUCCCUUAAUCACUAGGAAUGAUAAAAGUUGAAAACGAUGGGAAUAGGCGGUUUAUUGAACAUCAAGUAUAAUGAAAAAAUAUAUAUACUGAUAGUCUCGUUUGGGCAACUACAGACAAAUACUAACAUUGAAAUACGUAGAUUAUCUGUAAAAUGGACACGCUAGCAAUAUUUACGUCAACCCGAACGGUAGGAUAAAAUUAUAUUUGUUAAUUGUUUGCUAAAUCUAAGUCAACUUUGAUAAAAUACUGCGUGUAAUAUUGUUAAACUGUAAAA